Messenger RNA from Pseudovirgaria hyperparasitica, 978 nucleotides. RefSeq lists its product as uncharacterized. The record is from RefSeq and is a predicted model, not a curated record. Lineage: Eukaryota; Fungi; Ascomycota; Dothideomycetes; Acrospermales; Acrospermaceae. The transcript is spliced from 2 exons. The coding region runs from base 37 to 609 and encodes 190 amino acids.
UGACUGCACAAAAUACAAACAUCCCGCCUCAAGGGUAUGGCGACUUUUGCACAAGCCCCGCAAGACCUGACCAGCUAUGAAUACCGUCUGUUCAACAAAAUGGCGGUCGGCAUGGACGCUUUCCACGAAGGCUUUCGCCAGACCUGGACCGAGCUCCUCAGCAUCUGCAAUGCUGGAAGGCUCCCCAGCGACAUCACUCCAGGCGCCUAUGUCGGCAAAUUUCUAGAGUGGUGCGCCGCGCUUGACAGGCAUCAUGCGUUGGAAGAAGAGCAUGUGUUUCCAAAGCUUGGCAUGAAGAUGCCGGUGUUUAGACCGGACUUCUCCGAGCCGUCUAUAGAUCAGAAGGGUUGCAAGACUAGGCCAGAGAUCUAUGCGCAGCAUCGCGAGAUUCACACAGGACUUGAUACGCUACACGAGUACUUGAAGGCAUGGGCUAGGGAGGAAAAGAUCGAAGUCGACCUGGUGGAGAUCAAGAGGCAGAUGGACGGGUUUGGAGAGGUGCUCUGGCGGCAUAUGGAUGAGGAGGUACAAAUGUUAAAGGCAGAAAACAUGAUGUUGUACUGGACGAAGGAGGAGAUGGAGGGUUUACCAUUCAAAGUGAAGAGUUGAGCUGACUAUUGCGUUGAACCAGGAAUUAUGAUCUAUGUGGUACUACUGGGAAAUACCAGCCUGAAUCUCAAACAGUCUGUGCUGGACUUCUUGCAGCUUUGGCCGAUUCAUGAAGCCUAGCAAUUGCUCAUCACCCCUGUUGCGCUCGCCUCUCUUCCAUCUUGCCUUCGCGUCUAAGAAGGUCUCCAUGGCUGCGACUCGUUCUUUCCACAUUUGCUGAGCCGCGACUGCCGCCUCUAGCGCGGUCCCGGUUGGCUCACCAUUGACGCCGCUGCGUCCUCUCGGAUAUACCUUGUCGUUGAUCCGGAUUAUUCGUGUUCUGCCUAGGUCACUAUUCCUGAAUCCUUGUGUACAGUCGUAAAUCAACUU